UAAAAUGAUUGAUGUCAUUGAUUAGAGCUUGCUUCCAAAGCAAAAUAAAUGGGGAGAAAACCUUGUUGUGACAAGAUUGGAUUGAGAAGAGGUCCAUGGAGUAUAGAAGAAGAUCAUAGACUCAUGAACUUUAUUCUUCACAAUGGCAUCCACUGCUGGAGAAUCGUCCCCAAACUUGCAGGUUUGUUGAGAUGUGGGAAGAGCUGUAGAUUGAGAUGGAUUAAUUAUUUGAGACCUGAUCUCAAGAGAGGUGGUUUUACUGAUGCUGAAGAAGAUCGGAUUAUGGAACUUCACUCUCAGCUUGGCAAUCGGUGGUCUAAAAUUGCUUCUCAUUUCUCUGGUCGAACGGAUAAUGAGAUAAAAAACCAUUGGAAUAAGAAGAUCAAGAAGAAGAUGAAACAUCUUGGUUUAAAUCCGGCUACGCAUGAACCAAUGAAUAAUAUUACCAACCAACCCCAAUCGAUGCAGAUAACAAAACCAAACAUGUGUUUCUACCAUCAAAGAAAGAGAAGAAACAAAGGGUCAACCAAAAGAUAUGAUGUUAUAAUAGAAACAAAGAAGACAUCAAUAAUAUCCAAUAAUGAUGAACUACUUCUGGCUAAGAACUGCAAAACGCUAUAUGCAGAAGAAGUAGACAUCAGACCUCUAUUCAAAAUGCAAGGCAACGAGACAUCUGUCUCGUCUUUACCUUCUUUAUAUAGUAAUAUUUCAAGAAGUGAAUAUUCAUCCUAUCUUGCAGAGGAUUCCAUAUCUUUAGAGCAAAUGGGGUUUGACCGAUAUGACGGAUCCUUUGGUACCAUGGGACCUCUUCACCAAUCUUGA
Molecule: messenger RNA, 822 nt
Organism: Brassica oleracea var. oleracea
Lineage: Eukaryota; Viridiplantae; Streptophyta; Magnoliopsida; Brassicales; Brassicaceae
Product: protein ODORANT1-like
Exons: 3
Coding region: 49-822 (257 amino acids)
Source: RefSeq, a predicted model, not a curated record